AUGCAUGAUCGUCAAAUAAUUGCGAAGCGGAAAUGUGUCUUGGUGAAAUAUGCUGGGGAUACGAGAUAUGAUCCAGAGCUGGUUGCAACGCACACAAAGUUGAUAGGUCAGGGCCUCACGGUAAAAGCUCACAAGCUGUCCGAAGUAGAGGAACAUAUUUUCGAUCCCAGCGUCCAAGUUGUGUCUAUCGACGAAGGACAAUUCUUCACUGAUUGUGCCGAAACAUGUGACAGGCUGGCAAGUGUGGGCAAAGUGGUGUACGUAGCAGCCUUGAGCGGCACCUUUGAACGAAAGCCGUUCCCACAAGUGUCGUUACUCCUGCCGUAUGCUGACGAGAUCAAGCAAGUCGUUGCAGUAUGUAUGGGAUGCGGUUCUGAUGCGAGCUACUCGUUCCGAAACACUCUCGACAAGAAG
This is a messenger RNA of Cooperia oncophora, 414 nucleotides long. The record is from the annotation of a GenBank genome assembly. Lineage: Eukaryota; Metazoa; Nematoda; Chromadorea; Rhabditida; Trichostrongylidae.